CAUGCACUCCUCACCCAGUAUGCUUGAAUGAUCAAUUUGCGCUGUCUCAACCUUGUCUUUGUGUCGCCAUCUCAACCCUGCUGGUUCCCUUGGCUUGACCACUUUCUAUAAAUCGGCGGAUACCACGAACAUUCUUGCAAACCAGACCAUCCUAUCCUUGCUUCCCUCAGCACACAAUGUCCGCUCCUAACCAUCAACCUGACGUCGAGAAGGACCAUGCCGGCAGCGACUCGGUGAAUGGCAACAGAUAUGAUCUGCACCAUGAACACCACGACAGCGAAACUGCCCUGAAGAGAAUCAGGACUGCUGGCAGCAUUUCCGUCAGUCCAGAGCUGUUUGAGAAGAUCUACCUCUCGCCCAAGAAUCGUGUUUCCAACAACAUUCGGUCUACUUUUGGAAACCCGACUCCUCUGGCUUUGAUUGGUUUCCUCAUCGCACUGACGCCGCUAUCCAACGUCUUACUCGGAUGGCAAGGCUCAGGCGGUCUCGGUGCUGCUGAAGUUGGCGUCUACUAUUUCUUCGGAGGCCUCUUGAUGCUUAUUGCUAGCAUCCUGGAAUUCAUCCUCGGCAACACGUUCCCCUUUGUCGUCUUUGGUUCUUUUGGAGCUUUCUGGCUUGCCUUUGGAGCUACCCUGACACCCUACUUCAACGCCUCCGCCGCAUACCUGCCCGACAAUCCUGCAGCAGCAGCCUCAGACCCGGUCUUUGCGUCCACCUUCGCUUUCUUCCAUGUAUACAUGGCCGUGCUGGAUUUCAUCUACAUGAUCAUCGCUCUCCGGACUAACAUUGUAUUUGUGUUGAUCUUUACCUCCCUGACGGCCGGAUUCUCCUGUCUCUCGGCCUUGUUCUUCUCUAUGGGUCGCUCGGAUCCCAAUGUCACUUAUCAACACGCCGCGGGAGGACUCUUCUUCACUACCUGUCUUCUUGGAUGGUAUCUCUUCUUUGUGCAACUUCUGGCUGCGGUGGACUUCCCUCUCAACCUCCCAGUCGGCGACCUAAGCAGAUACAUCAAGGGUGCAAGUGAGAGAGCCAAGGGAGAGUAAGUGUUGAAGGUCUCGGAAGUGGCAUGUCGACCUGUACACGGGUGACAUGCGUUGAUGGACAAAGUGGAGCAGGAGCAGCAUUGAGGUCCUUCAGAACAAUAUGCUGUGUCCCAGAUUAUACAUGAGGGAGAUUAUACCAGAAAGGAGAGUGGUAGAAGUGUGAGAUCGCCACAAGUGUGGUGCAAGGGUAGUCAAAAG
Molecule: messenger RNA, 1241 nt
Organism: Exophiala mesophila
Lineage: Eukaryota; Fungi; Ascomycota; Eurotiomycetes; Chaetothyriales; Herpotrichiellaceae
Exons: 3
Coding region: 177-1043 (288 amino acids)
Cellular component (GO): plasma membrane
Molecular function (GO): acetate transmembrane transporter activity
Source: RefSeq, a predicted model, not a curated record